UUUACUUUUUUUUCUGCUACCCCUCAUUGAGCCACUUGAGCCUGGAGCAGAUGGAAAGAUUGUAGUCGGGGGGAAGUAAGCAAGCAGCAGAGAGAGAGAGAAUUGAAAGAAGCCAUGCAAAGGGUGAGGCAGCCCAGCGACGAUGCUUGUUGAACUGAACCACUGAAUACCAGAAAGCCUUUCUUCCACUUUGACUGAGCCCCAGAGAGAACAAGGAAUCAGACAGGACAGCACUGAGGGGAGACAUCAACUCAUCGCUCCAGCUGACGGGCAAAAACCAGCCCAGGACGUGGAGAGCAAAAGAAAGAAAGAAAGCCUUAAGACAAGGAGAAAGAGGGGAACUCUACAGAUGAGAGUUAAAGCAGAGAGGCAGAAGGAGAUGCUCAGAGGGACCAGACAGUGAAGAGAAAAGAGAAACAAGUAACAGGAUUGCUACAGGUGUGUCCUCAAAGACCGCUCAAAGAAAGGGCAACACGCCAGAGUCACCCGAACAAAAGCUGUUGCAAGUGAAACAGGGAGUGAAAGAGCGAGAGCAGACACAAGCAGAGGGACAGAGCUAGAGAAGGAUGGCCAACUCAGGGCUCCAGUUGUUGGGUUAUUUCCUGGCGUUGGGCGGCUGGAUCGGCAUCAUCUCCACCACCGCCUUGCCCCAGUGGAAGCAGUCGUCGUACGCCGGCGAUGCCAUCAUCACAGCCGUGGGUCUGUACGAGGGGCUGUGGAUGAGCUGCGCCUCGCAGAGUACAGGGCAGGUGCAGUGCAAGAUCUUUGACUCCAUGCUCUCGCUGGACAUCCACAUCCAGACAUGUCGGGCCCUUAUGGUAGUGUCAGUGCUGCUGGGCUUUAUCGGCAUCAUCGUCAGUGUGGUGGGCAUGAAGUGCACUAAGGUGGGAGAUAACAACCCAGCCACCAAAACCCGCAUCGCUGUGACCGGAGGAGCUCUCUUCCUGCUCGCAGGUCUAUGCACACUGGUGUCUGUUUCCUGGUAUGCCACUCAGGUGUCCUAUCUGUUCUUCAACCCAAAUACACCGCCGAACGCCAGGUACGAGUUCGGCUCGGCCCUGUUUGUGGGCUGGGCGGCGGCCAGUCUGACAGUUCUGGGCGGCUCCUUGCUGUGCUGCUCCUGCUCUAAAGAGGACAUGCGAGGGCAGCAAUAUUACCGGCAAUCACAGCCUUCCACAGCCAGGGAGGCAGAGUUGUUGAGUGAAACUAGUUUCCCUGACUGAUCAGCCCCCGUUAUCGAGGACUGUCCGACUGUCCAACCACUGUCUUCCCACUUUUUUCCCUGUUACCUCUUAGACCCCAAAUUAGGACCCCUUGUAGUAGAAUAUUCCCCUUUCCUUUCAGUUUUAAUGGGAACCAAGAUGCAUUAUCUUCUCCCAUUUUCCCCUACCCUCUGAGCCUUUUCUGUAAAUAUGGACUCUUAAAGGACAUGUGAUCAGACCUUCUAUUUAAGAAACGGGGUGGCCUCCUUCAUUUCAGCCUGUCAACCCUCUACUACACCCCCCACACCCCCCUCUGUCCCAUUAUUGGCCGAAAGUUAACAAUGAGUUGAAACCCUUUGUGGUUUUGUUGCGCUGAUUUAUGAUUUCACUUAUAUCCUAUGACCUCUGGGUUUUUUUGUAAAUGUAUCUUUUGGGUUAUUUUGUUCACUGUGACUGUACUUUGACUGAAACGUGUCUUUUUUUCCCUUUUGAAUUGCAGACCAAAUGUUAAAAGUACCCCACCAGAGAAAAGGGAGCAGUACUUGUAGUUUGGGAGAGUCUUCUGGCAUUACCGUGGUUUAGAUUCUGUCGACAGACAGAACCCUCUCACUGAGGAAUUCAAAACAGACAAACAGACACCAUUAAAGAAAGAGUUUAUGAACAACAACCUUUCAAGCAUAUUACAGCAACAUAAAUUAGAGCCUUUGUUGAAGUAAAAGUAAGUAAAUUGUUUGGGGAGAUUUUAUGAAAUAGUUGUUACGGGGGAUUGACAAAGACGAUAUCUUUGUCUUGUCUGUUUUGUUGACUUUGGGAGGGACAGUCAUUCAGGGUAUGUUUUCUAUAACAUGUUAAAAUGCCCGGGUGUAUAUACCACCUUCUCUAUCCUUUUUUUUUCACUACAUGUAUAAUGUUUUACUACAGUGCCUUAUAACACAUGUUUGUGCACAUGUAUGUUUAUGAAUUCUUUAUAGUCUCCCAUCCCAUCAGAGGGAUGUGUGCCCAUAGUUCCUCUGCCAGCAGUUCUGUAUGCCUUUAUUUUUAUUAUUGUUGGAUUUCUGAAAAUGAAUGUGAAGCUACUCUGCAGCACCACUUACGAAACAACAAAGACAUACCUACGAUAGAUCUUCAGCAUGGUGCCUUAUGCCACUGUUUGUAAAAAGCUGUGUGCCUGGAUUGAGGAUAUACCCAGUACAUUCAUUUUGUUUUGUUAAGUGCCAAUAUGAUUUUGUGUGAAUGACAAGGAUGUACUGUACUGUGUGCUGUCUCCUGUACUAAGAACGCCAGUUUGCUGAGUGUUCAAAUGCCCUUCUGAUGCCUGCAUUUAUUUACCAUGCCAUUUCUUUCUCUAAUAUUUACCUCCUCGAUGUUGUGUAUCAUCUCAUUUACAGUAUAGCCCUGUCUGUUUCUUUUAGAAUAAAGUAAACAGAGACAUAAAAAUGGA
Siniperca chuatsi (mandarin fish) is the source of this 2643-nucleotide messenger RNA. It is a transcript of the gene cldn19, whose product is annotated as claudin 19. Bases 567 to 1223 code for a protein of 218 amino acids. Gene Ontology annotation, cellular component: bicellular tight junction; plasma membrane. Lineage: Eukaryota; Metazoa; Chordata; Actinopteri; Centrarchiformes; Sinipercidae. The transcript is spliced from 5 exons. Gene Ontology annotation, molecular function: structural molecule activity. Gene Ontology annotation, biological process: bicellular tight junction assembly; cell adhesion. The record is from RefSeq and is a predicted model, not a curated record.